Molecule: messenger RNA, 360 nt
Organism: Hibiscus syriacus
Lineage: Eukaryota; Viridiplantae; Streptophyta; Magnoliopsida; Malvales; Malvaceae
Exons: 1
Coding region: 1-360 (119 amino acids)
Biological process (GO): shoot system development; root development
Source: RefSeq, a predicted model, not a curated record
AUGGCCUCUCCUUUGAAUGUCCAGCCUUCUUUCCAUGCUCGCUCAAACAGUUUGCCUUCAAGGCAACACCCCAUCACUUCUCAAAUCGAUGAAAAUCUGAACCGACUGAGGGAGUCUCAAUCGGCCUCUACAUCAUCAUCGUUAGGAAAUCAACUCAACUGCCUUCAAGAUUUGUAUGGCUCUGUUGAUAUGUUUCUUCAAUUGCCCCUCGCUCAACAAGCUCUGGCUCAAGAACAGCAAAGGAAAUUGGUUGAACAACUUCUGGAUGGAUCUCUCAUGCUCCUCAAUGUAUGCGGGACUGCUAAAGAUGCCUUAUCGCAAACAAAGGAAUGCACACUGUUAGAUUUGUCUAGAAAUUAA